Nicotiana tabacum (common tobacco) is the source of this 1314-nucleotide messenger RNA. RefSeq names its product acyltransferase Pun1-like. The record is from RefSeq and is a predicted model, not a curated record. Lineage: Eukaryota; Viridiplantae; Streptophyta; Magnoliopsida; Solanales; Solanaceae.
AUGACUGGUUUAUCAACAAUAAUCUCCAAGAAAAUAGUCAAACCCUUGUCUCCCACCCCAUCAACUCAAAGAUGGCACAAGCUUUCCCUUCUUGAUCAAGGCAUUGGUAACUUUUACAUGGGCCUUGUGCUUUUCUACCCAAAACACCAAGUAGAUACCUUCCAAAUUGAACCAAAACAACUUUCUACACUUCUUGAAAACUCAUUGUCAAAAGCAUUAACUUAUUACUAUCCAUGGGCGGGAAGUUUAAGAGACAAUGCUACCAUUGACUGUGAUGAUACUGGGGCUAAGUUCUUGGAUGUUGAAGUGAAUUGUCCAAUGGAUAAAGUUCUUUAUCACCAAGAUUCAAGCAUAAAAAAUAUAGCAUUUCCUCAAGGUGUACCCUUGAGAAAUGCUGCAGAUGGUGCCUGUUUAAUUGUAUCUCAACUCAGUCAUUUUGAGUGCGGAGGAAUAGCAAUCAGUGUGUGUCUGUCACACAAAGUGGGCGAUGCGCGCAGCGCCCUCUUCUUUGUGAGAGAUUGGGCUGCAUUAACUCGAGAUCCAAACGCAGAACUAGUAUGUCCUCCAUAUUUUGUCCAGGAUUCCUUAAUACCGUCACCGUCUGAUGGUCCUCUUGCCUUCCCAGUAAUCGUAUCAAAACCAGAAGAACGUAUAGAACUCGAAAAGAGGUUCUAUUUUUCUGCCUCAAAGAUAAGAGCUCUCAAAGAUUUGGUGGCUGCUGAAUCAGGCGUCGAAAAUCCAACGACGACUGAGGUUGUCAGUGCACUUGUUUACAAAAGUGCUGCUAUUGCCAACUUGGGUUCAUCUCAUGAGCAAUCUCGGUUGAUCCUACUAUCAGAUAUACGAAAAGAAAUUUCACAUUCAGUAUCAUCAACAUCCAUCGGCAAUAUUCUCACAAUCUUUUCCACACCAAUCUAUAACAACAAAGAAGACCUUAAGGUGUCAAAGUUAGUAGCCGACAUAAGAAAGUCCAAACAUGAGCUUUCCAACAGAGAUAAUUUUAAAGAAAAUGAUUGGGCUUCGGCGAUGCUACAUGCAUAUAAAACAGGAGAAGGUACCUAUCGCCAAAUUAACUGUGAUGUAUACCGUUGUAGUAGUGCAUCUAACAUACCAUUUAAAGAUUUGGAUUUUGGAUGGGGAAAGCCUAUUAGAGCAACCAUGCCCAGCAGUCCAUUUAGCAAGAUGUUUUACAUGAUGAGUACACAUGAUAAAGGAAUAGAAGUGAUUAUCAACUUGAAUGAACAACAAAUGUCCGCUUUUGAGAAUGACAAGGACCUUCUCGAAUUUGCUACUCCUGCUCAUGUUGAGGACUAA